Pteropus alecto (black flying fox) is the source of this 662-nucleotide messenger RNA. RefSeq names its product histone H1t (gene H1-6). Lineage: Eukaryota; Metazoa; Chordata; Mammalia; Chiroptera; Pteropodidae. The coding region runs from base 11 to 640 and encodes 209 amino acids. Gene Ontology annotation, biological process: chromosome condensation; nucleosome assembly; negative regulation of DNA recombination. The record is from RefSeq and is a predicted model, not a curated record. The transcript has a single exon. Gene Ontology annotation, molecular function: nucleosomal DNA binding; double-stranded DNA binding; structural constituent of chromatin. Gene Ontology annotation, cellular component: nucleosome; nucleus.
GUGCCCUGUGAUGUCCGAGACGGUGCCUGCGGCCCCCGCAGAGCUUGGCCCAGUGUCUAUGGAGAGGCCUCCCGCCAAGAAGCGAGGGAAGAAGCAGGUGGGCCUCGCUCGCAAGGCUCCCAGCCCCUCAGUGUCCAAGCUGAUCACCGAGGCCCUCUCGGCGUCCCACGAGCGGGCGGGCAUGUCGCUGGCCGCGCUCAAGAAGGCGCUGGCGGCCGCCGGCUACGACGUGGAGAAGAACAACAGCCGCAUCAAGCUGGGCCUCAAGAGCCUGGUGAGCAAGGGCACCCUGGUGCAGACCAAGGGCACCGGCGCCUCGGGCUCCUUCAAGCUCAGCAAGAAGGCGGCCCCCGAGCCCGCCAAGCGCAAGGGCAAGAAGGCCGCUUCUGCCAAGGCCAAGAAGCUGGUCUUGUCCAGGGAGUCGAAGUCUCCGAAGAGCACCAAGGCCACCAAAAGGGCGCGGAAGCCGAGGACGACGACCGCCUCAAAAGUCGACAGGGCGGGCAGGAAGGCUGCAGGAGCCAAGGGCAAGCCGCCGCGGCAGAGCCCGGCCAAGGCCAGGGCGGGGAAGUCCGCGGCCGGCAGGGCCAAGCUGAGCAAGCAGAGAACCAACCCCAGGAAGACGGCGCCUAAGAAGUAAACCUGAAAGGCCAAUUUUCAGA